Molecule: messenger RNA, 2421 nt
Organism: Vicia villosa (hairy vetch)
Lineage: Eukaryota; Viridiplantae; Streptophyta; Magnoliopsida; Fabales; Fabaceae
Product: rust resistance kinase Lr10-like
Exons: 4
Coding region: 226-2196 (656 amino acids)
Biological process (GO): protein phosphorylation
Molecular function (GO): protein kinase activity; polysaccharide binding; ATP binding
Source: RefSeq, a predicted model, not a curated record
AUAUAUGUGGUGCUAGUAACUCCUAUCUGUUCCAAUAAUCAAUCAACAUUCAUCCGAAACAAGACUUUGAAAAGCAAGUCUUGUACCGUGCCAAAUGCUAGCUGUUUCUUCAUAACUGCUUUGAUGUGAAAUGUGCUAUCUUUUUUUUUUUUUUAAUUUAUAUGUAUGUUUCUCAUCCAUUAAUUAAAUUGUGAGUGUUUUCUAUUUGCUAUCAGAAAACCAAAAAUGGCAUCAUCCAUAACCCUUGCCAUGGUGGCAGUGUUACUAAUACUAAUAAUACUUCCUUACAACAAAGUGUAUGGUGGUUAUGAACAACAACAAGAGUCGUGUUUUCGAAGGUGCGGUGUUCACAAUAUUACCCAUCCUUUCCGACUGAAAGACAGUCCCAAGCACUGUGGUGACAAAAGGUACACCCUAUCAUGUGAGCUCAACAACGAGUUGAUUUUGGACUAUGGAUCACACGGAAAAUACUAUGUACAAUCCAUUAAUUACGACAACUUCACCAUACGGCUAUUGGAUUUCAAUCUUCGUUAUUCUAAUUAUUCCACGGCUCCUUAUUAUCCAUUAGGCUUCUAUAAUUUCACUUCAAGGGACAACUAUCUAGAAAGCUUGCCGUACAGAGUGUAUGGGGAGAACUUAAGAUUAUUGGUAAAAACUGUGUUAUAUGUACGCUGUCCAAGUAGUGUCCAAGAUUCUUCUGAUAUCUACUUUAAUGACGGUACUGCCCCUGCCUGUCUCAAUAUUACCGGUUCGUAUGCGCAGCAAGGGAAUUCUUCCUAUGUCAAUUAUAUUGAAUCUGAACAUCGUCACAAUGUAUUUGGAGGUCACAAAGAUUUUUCUGAACUGGGAUUGAGAGACGGGUGUCGCAUAGAAUUGAUGUUUCUCACAUCUUGGCCUCUUAAAGAUAACACUCAUGGUGGUAGCAACAACAACAUUUCUUGUUCCGAUAUCAGUCUUAUGAUGUUUUAUGGAUUUGAACUUUCUUGGGUCACUAGUCUUUGUAAAGAUGGCGAGUAUGUAUUCGACAUUAAUAAUCACCGUAGCUGUGAAAUUCCAGGGGUUCUUCCUUUUUUGAUCUUGAUUUACAUAGGGGUUCUUCCUUUUUUGAUCUCGAUUUACAUAGGUAUGAUUAUUUGUUUUCUUGGCGGUAUUAAAAUGGUUUUUGGAAUGCCAUGCAUCAUUGUAUUACUAAUCUACAAAUGGCGACGAAAACAUUUAUCUAUGUAUGACAAAAUUGAAGAUUUUCUGCGAGGUGACAACAACAUCAUGCCUAUUAGGUAUUCUUAUAAAGAUAUAAAAAAGAUAACCCAGCAAUUCAAGACAAAACUAGGUAAUGGAGGUUAUGGAUCCGUUUUUAAAGGACAACUUCGAAGUGGUCGUCUUGUAGCAGUUAAAUUAUUAGAUAAUGCCAAGUCUAACGGUCAAGAUUUUGUUAAUGAAGUUGUUACCAUAGGUAGGAUUCACCAUGUUAAUGUUGUGCAACUCAUUGGUUUUUGUAUGGAUGGGUCAAAACGUGCUCUUAUAUACGAGUUCAUGCCAAAUGGAUCCCUUGAGAAAUAUAUACAUUCUCAUAUUGAAGAGAGACAUUCCUUGAGUUGUGAAAAAUUGUAUUUCAUUUCUCUUGGAGUGGCUAGAGGCAUUGAUUACUUGCAUAAUGGAUGCAAUAUGAAAAUUCUACACUUUGACAUAAAGCCUCAUAACAUACUUCUCGACGAAAAUUUCAAUCCAAAAGUUUCUGAUUUUGGAUUAGCUAGACUUUAUUCUACAGAUAAAAGUAUUGUGACAUUAACUGCUGCAAGGGGAACCAUUGGAUACAUGGCUCCCGAGCUAUUCUACAGAAAUGUUGGGACAAUAUCUUACAAAGCUGAUGUUUAUAGCUUUGGAAUGUUGUUAAUGGAGAUGGCAAGUAGAAGAAAGAACUUGAAUGCAUUGGCUGAUCACUCUAGCCAAAUAUAUUUCCCUUUUUGGAUUUAUGACCAGUUACAUGAUGGAAGGGAAGUAACAAUUGAGAAUGACACAGAUCAAGAGAUGAAAUUGGCAAAGAAAAUGAUGAUUGUGGCUUUGUGGUGUAUACAGACAAAACCUGAAGACCGUCCUUCUAUGAUUAAAGUGAUGGAGAUGCUUGAAGAAGAAGAUGAAGAUAUGCAAAUUCCUAAUAAGCCUUACUUUUGCCUACAAGAUCAACAUUGCAGAUGAUAAUAUUGGCAGGUCGUGGACUUCAUAUGAUACAAGAGUAAGUGAUCCCAAGGAACCAACCUGAUCUCAUUUAGUUUUCAAAUCAAUUACAUGUUUAUAUGUAUCUAGUUUGUUGGUUCUAAGGAUUGGAUAAAUAUAUAUUAAAGGGAUGUAAUACAAUAUAUGCAUGAAUGUUUAGUAAAUAAGUAUUUUCUCUUCUUAAUUAUUAGUAAUGAUGAUAGAAAU